GGGUAUAAAUAAACUACAAACCCUAGGAUUCGCCGCGAGCUUAUCACUUAUCAUCUCACUGCCCCUACUCCUCCUCCUCCUCCUCCUCGCGAUCUAUCCAAACAAGGGGGUUUUGCCAAGAUCGCCAUGUCGGACUCCGAGGAGCACCACUUCGAGUCGAAGGCCGACGCCGGGGCGUCCAAGACCUACCCCCAGCAGGCCGGAACCAUCCGCAAGAACGGCUACAUCGUCAUCAAGAACCGCCCCUGCAAGGUGGUGGAGGUUUCUACCUCGAAGACUGGUAAGCAUGGUCACGCCAAGUGUCACUUUGUUGCCAUAGAUAUAUUCAAUGGUAAAAAGCUUGAGGAUAUUGUUCCUUCAUCCCACAACUGUGAUGUUCCACAUGUGAAUCGUACUGAGUAUCAGCUGAUUGAUAUAUCAGAGGAUGGAUUUGUGAGCCUUCUUACUGAAAAUGGUAACACCAAGGAUGAUCUUAGACUCCCAACUGAUGACAAUCUCCUGGGCCAGAUCAAGGCUGGAUUUGGUGAAGGCAAGGAUCUUGUUGUGACUGUCAUGUCUGCCAUGGGGGAGGAACAGAUCUGCGCGCUGAAGGACAUUGGCCCCAAGUAAAUUCCUCAGGUGAAGGCUACGAAACAGAGGGAUGAUUAUGUAUCAAACUUAAACUACAAAAAAGACAUGUAUUGAGAAGGAAUGCUUCGAAAGACUGUUCACUCAGCUUGAGCUGGCUUUUGCCGUAGUCACACAAGUGCAGUGAUUGCUGAGUGUAGCAUUAUCUGAUUACCACAUCCCCAUCAUGACAUUUGGGAUCCUGUAUUUUCCAUGGUUCUGUUUAUGCCCUCUGUUUGGUAUCAAUAAUUGAUUUGGAAUUUGGAACAGUGGAAACUAUAUACUGAAGCUUAGCAUUAUCAUCGAGUCA
This is a messenger RNA of Oryza brachyantha (malo sina), 916 nucleotides long. RefSeq names its product eukaryotic translation initiation factor 5A. Gene Ontology annotation, biological process: positive regulation of translational termination; positive regulation of translational elongation. The transcript has 6 exons. Lineage: Eukaryota; Viridiplantae; Streptophyta; Magnoliopsida; Poales; Poaceae. Bases 127 to 609 code for a protein of 160 amino acids. Gene Ontology annotation, molecular function: translation elongation factor activity; RNA binding; ribosome binding. The record is from RefSeq and is a predicted model, not a curated record.